Molecule: messenger RNA, 1228 nt
Organism: Grammomys surdaster
Lineage: Eukaryota; Metazoa; Chordata; Mammalia; Rodentia; Muridae
Product: killer cell lectin-like receptor 4
Exons: 8
Coding region: 194-997 (267 amino acids)
Source: RefSeq, a predicted model, not a curated record
UUCUCCCUUUCCUCUUUGAGCCUCUUAGGGGAUACUGACAAGGAAACUUUUCUCGAAUUCGGAGAUAAUUUCAUUUCACCAGAAUCACUUCAGGGUAAUGACACAGGUAAUUUCCUAAAGGUGGACAUUUUAACAUUUUCUUCAGAAAUCACUCAAGGACACAAAAACCGAACAUACUCCAUAUACUCCAAGGAUGAAUGAACAGGAGGCCAAUCCCUCAGCUGUGAGAUUCCAUAAGUCUUCAGGGUUGCAGAACCAAUUGAGGCCUGAGGAGACUCAAGAGCCCAGAGAAGCUGGCCACAGAGUGUGUUCAGUCCCCUGGCAGCUCAUUGUGAUAGUUCUUGGGAUCCUCUAUUCCCUUCGGCUGGUCAUUCUUACAGUGUUGGUGACAAACAUUUUUCAGUAUAGUCAAGAAAAAUAUAAACUGCAUGAAAUUCUGACUAAUCUCCACCAUAACUAUGACGUCACUCAAAAUGACAUGGACUUAAUGGAAAAACUACUGAGAAAUAAGCAAAUCAAUUGUAGUGCAGUCCUUGAUGUACUGGACAUAAACAGAGAACAGGAAAAAUGGUAUAGAGAAACCAAGACUGUUUUAAAUUCCUCUCAGCACACAGGCAGUAAAGUUGAAAUACACUGGUUCUGCUAUGGUAUAAAAUGUUAUUAUUUCAUCAAGGACAGAAAGACAUGGCUUGGAUGUAAACAGACCUGCCAGAAUUAUCGCUUAUCCCUUCUGAAGAUAGAUGAUGAGGAUGAAUGGAAGUUCCUUCAGCUCCAGGUUAUUCCAGACAAUUACUGGAUUGGAUUGAAAUAUGAUCAUACAAAAAGGGAAUGGUCAUGGAUUGACAAUGUCCCAUCUAAAUUUGCCUUGAACACAAGGAAAUACAAUGUAAAGGAUGGAGGAUGUUUUUUCUUAUCUAAAACAAAACUAGACAACAUUGACUGUUUGAAAUUAUACAGCUGUAUUUGUGGGAAAAGACUAGAUAAAUUCCCUGAUUGAUUCUCCAAUGAGUGUGAAAGGACUUAGUCUGCUGUGCAGAGAGAUAAUCUCGAAGAUUUGGGGAAUGCUCUCUGGAAUCUGACUUGACAGUGGAGAGGACAUCUUACAUCCUGGUGGAGACAAGACAGAUCUUCUGUGGUGCAUGGACAGGAUUUGCCAAAAAGCCUGGAGGAAUCUGUUCUGUUUUCUUAAAUUCCUAUAGAACUAAAUAAAAGAAAUCCCAAAUAAACA